AUGACUAAUCCAUUAAUGGUUUAAGAUAUUGAUAACGAACUCCUCAGAGAUGCUGAUGAGUACCUUAGAAAGCAUAAGGUUCUUGAACUUUUCGAGGAUUUGACAACCAUUUUAUGCUAUAAACAACCAGAAAACAUUGAGCAAUUUUUAGUCGACAUGCUCAAGUAAAGAAAAGAUUAAGGCAGUAGAUCAAUUGUAUACAACGAAGCUGAACUCUAAAACAUCUUUACUCUUUAUGACCUAAAGGGUGCAGGUCAUAUUACAAAGGAAUAAUGCAAAGAAGCAAUGAAAACUCUUGCUAAUUCAGAGUAUCAUUUCUCCAAGGCAACUGAAGCAAACAUUCCAGAAAAGGUUGAUCUAUUUACCUUUAUGAAAGUAUGUGAUGAAGUAUUGGGAAUCAAAGCAAGAUGA
Stylonychia lemnae is the source of this 411-nucleotide messenger RNA. Lineage: Eukaryota; Ciliophora; Spirotrichea; Sporadotrichida; Oxytrichidae. The record is from the annotation of a GenBank genome assembly.